Messenger RNA from Plectropomus leopardus (leopard coralgrouper), 2080 nucleotides. RefSeq names its product LIM domain only 2 (rhombotin-like 1) (gene lmo2). The record is from RefSeq and is a predicted model, not a curated record. Lineage: Eukaryota; Metazoa; Chordata; Actinopteri; Perciformes; Serranidae. Gene Ontology annotation, biological process: positive regulation of transcription by RNA polymerase II. Gene Ontology annotation, cellular component: nucleus. Gene Ontology annotation, molecular function: transcription coactivator activity; DNA-binding transcription factor binding.
GGGAAACGAAAGCAGAGACCGAGGGGGCCCGACGUAUUUAAACACGAUGCUGCCGCUGCCGCACAAUAACGGAGGAGCGCGUCUGCAGCCCGCUCACUUAAAAAACACGCACGGACACGGAGAUCCCCGCGCGACCUUUUGAUGAUCGGAUCGAUGCUGUUUUAAUUCAGAGAGCGGACAGUCCGCAAAGUCGCUGCAGGAUGAUGAAUAUACACUUGAGAGAUAUGGAAGUGUCACGGCGGGUUAUUGCCUCAGGAAAUGAUGACAGUGUCCUCCAUCAUCGCUUAGCUGCUUAGAGCGAAACUGUCUUGUCUUGCGGCCAUUUCCACGCCACUCUGCCGCAUUUAAUCUAAAGCACAGAAAAGCGCAAACAGGGGUCUCGUGGAGGCUGUGGGAGCAGGUGCAGCCCGUGUGGGCUUCACAGGUAGCCGGCUGUGGACUCUGAAACCUCAUCUGGAUCCGACUGGACAUCAGAUCAGACAUGACAUCCACUAUAGAGAGGAAGACACUGGAAGCCAAUGAGGAGCCGGUGGACGAGGUCCUCCAGAUGCCCCCGUCUCUGCUGACAUGCGGUGGGUGUCAGCAGAGCAUCGGUGACAGAUUCUUCUUGAAGGCCAUCGAGCAGUACUGGCAUGAGGACUGUUUGAGCUGUGACCUGUGUGGCUGUCGACUGGGGGAGGUGGGCCGCCGGCUCUACUACAAGUUAGGAAGAAAACUAUGUCGGAGAGACUACCUCAGGCUUUUCGGUCAAGACGGUCUCUGUGCUUCGUGUGAAAAGAGGAUUCGAGCGUUUGAGAUGACGAUGCGUGUGCGGGACAAGGUUUACCAUCUGGAGUGCUUCAAGUGUGCCGCCUGCCAGAAGCAUUUCUGCGUGGGUGACCGCUACCUGCUCAUCAACUCAGACAUUGUGUGUGAGCAGGACAUCUUUGAGUGGACCAAACUCAACAGUAACAACAUGGUUUAGCAGAAUCUCUCGCCCAACACGAAGGAGCGUCACCCUGCCUUUUCCCGCUGGCUUUAAAGGGAACAAAUUGUUGAUAAGCAGACUUUUUUUGCAGCCUGCGCAGGCCGUACGUAUCACGCAUCAGACAUUCAUAUGGAAUCAUUUUUAAACUCAAAGAGAGGCUACAUCUCUGCACUGCUCCCUGCUGCACCAGCAAUAACAGAAGGCUUUUCAUCUAAGUGCAAAAAAUGCUUAAAUACUGGAAAUACUUGUAAAUGCAAUAAUAGCUGUUUGUUAUACACACUGGAAUUUUAGAACUUGCAAUGCAUAGUAAUGAACAAAAAAGUUGCUAGUUUCUUGCAGUCAAACACUGUUUCAUCAGCUCAGUCUGGUCUGAAGCGUUAAAUGAGAAUUUCUGUAGCGUUUUAUUUUAUGUGUGCGUAAUUUCCUGAGAAUUUCCUGGGAAGAACUAUGUAUUUUGGUCCUAAUUAUAGGGAAAAUAGAAACUUUGCUAAAGGAACUUCACCACUUCCAGUCCAAGUAAUUAUUCAUUCAUUACUGGAAGAUUAAUUCUUCAUGUUCUUCAAGGAUACUUUAUUGUUAUUCUGACCAUGAAAACAUGAAAGAACAAAAUGCAGUACCCAGGUAUCGGUGUAAAAAAUAGCAUUAAGUACUCAAAUUGUGUAUAAAAUAAAUAGAUACCUAUAAAAAUAAAUAAUUAGCAAUAUUAAACCAGUGAAAACGCAUUAGAAUAAAAAUUACAUGCGUGCCUGUGGACAAAUUUCACAUUUUCACAUUGCAGACUGUUUCUUUUUUACAUGAACAGUUCUGUAUUUUGCUCCAGGAAAUUAGAGACUCAAUUAGGAAAUUGCAGACAUGUAAAAUGAAGCAUUACCAGAUUUUCAUGCUAUAAAUGGAAAACAGUCAAUUUUGAAAAAUCCUGAUCAGAAUGAUUGUACUGUGCUGCCAGGUUGAACUGGUGGCGCCCUCUAGUGAUCGAGGGAUUCCACGCAAUACUAAUUUUUCUGACUUUGGAGCUGUUUUCAGUGUCUUUUAUAAUUGUUACACCUCUCUGGAGAUGCACCCAGGACUUUUGGGAUAUUUACUAUUAAAUAAAUUACAGUUUAGAAAAACAGU